Messenger RNA from Microdochium trichocladiopsis, 1778 nucleotides. Its product is annotated as NADPH:quinone reductase-like protein. The record is from RefSeq and is a predicted model, not a curated record. The coding region runs from base 289 to 1413 and encodes 374 amino acids. NCBI's taxonomy places the organism in Eukaryota, Fungi, Ascomycota, Sordariomycetes, Xylariales, Microdochiaceae. Gene Ontology annotation, molecular function: oxidoreductase activity. The transcript has a single exon. Gene Ontology annotation, cellular component: mitochondrion.
CUAGUGUCCGCAUCCUUGACGUCACGCAAUCGCUCAGGGUCUGAUUGGCCGGCCGCCCACGAAUCUUCCUUCCAUCUUCGGGCCCUGCCGUUCUGCCUCAAAAAAGUAGCAACGGCUUUUCCGCUGGCCCCUCCCCUACUUCAUCGCUGCUCAGAUCCCCUCCUGACCCGUACUUAUUUAUACAACUCGCUGCCCCCCUCUGCACCUGUCCAGCGCCCUCAAUCCUCGACGCCCGUCCCACUCCGUUCAAGAUCAAACACCUGCCGAAAUCUUCAACAAACCAUCACCAUGACGGCCACAGCUGCUCCCAACAUGACCGACAAGAUGCGCGCCUGGCUCUACACAUCGGCGCCCAAUGGGCUCGAAAAGGCCCUCUUCCUCUCCGACAAUGCCAAAGCGCCACGCAUGACGGCACAGGGGCUGGGCAAGUCGGAUAUUGUUGUCCGCGUCGAAGCCGCCUCGAUCAACCCGGCCGACUAUAAGCUGCCAGAGAUGACGGCCGCCGUCACCCCGCGCUUCCUGGCCUCCUCCUCCUCCGCGUCACUGCCCAAGCCCGACGAGCCCGCCCCCUCUGGCGCAAAGUCCCCCGGUUUCGACUUCGCGGGCACCGUCGCCGCCACCGGUGCCGCCGUCGACACCUUCCGCGUCGGCGAGCGCGUCUUUGGCCGCUGCAAGGUGCCCCCCGCGUUUGGCACCCUCGGCGAGUACGUCGUCGCGAGCUACGACGGCCUCUGCAGGCUCCCCGACAACGUCUCCUUUGAGCAGGGCGCCGCCGUGGGCACCGCCGCUCUCACCGCGUACCAGUGCAUCGCCCCAUACGUCACCCCGAACUCCAACGGCGCCGGAAAGGUCUUCAUCAACGGCGGUAGUGGCGGCACGGGCACCUGGGGCAUCCAGAUCGCAAAGGCUCUCGGCUGCCACGUCACUACCACCUGCUCGGCUCGGAAUGUCGACUUUGUCAGAUCCCUCGGCGCCGACGAGGUCAUCGACUACACCUCGCAGGACGUCGUCAAGGAGCUCACGGCCAAGGGCAAGGUCUUCAAGCUUGUCGUCGACAACGUCGGCACGCCCGCGAACCUCUACAAGGCCGCCGACGACUUCCUCGUCCCGCAAGAGUCCCACUUUGUCCAGGUCGGCGCCGCCUCGAGCGCCGCGGGCCUCACGAACCUCCUGAGCCGCUCGCUCGUGCCCUCUUUCCUCGGCGGCGGCAAGUCCAAGUUUAUCUUCUUCCUCACCAAGAACAUCCACGCCGACCUCGAGCAGCUCGCCGCGUGGAUGAAGGAGGAAAAAGUCGAGCCCGUGAUCGACGAGGUGUUCGAGUGGACCGACGCGCCCGCCGCGUACGCCAAGCUCAAGACCUCCCGCGCCCGCGGCAACAUUGUCGUCAAGGGUGCCCCCGCGAUCAAGAACUAGACCUUUCAAUGACGGACACGACACGACAAGACAUGACACGCACUUGCUUUUUUGGAGGGGGAUUUCAAGCAAAAUAUUAAACUUGAACUGCAGGCGGGCUGCGGGCUGUGGGCGAUGACACGGUUGGGAGCGGAUGCAUGAACACGAAAUAUACAGUAUACGACACAGGGAUUGCGGCGAUUUAAUUAUUUCAAGGGAAAGCCGGGGAACUCGAGGACGAGUCCAGCCGCGAUCACGGGGAAGCAAGAGCGAGACGGAAACAGAUGGGCGCGCCUGGGGAGAUAAUGAUACCUACUUGCAUUUGCUGUGUUGAGAACUUAGCACACACAAUUUUUGAGUUUCAAAUCAAACAACCAAACUGUUUG